Seminavis robusta is the source of this 2331-nucleotide messenger RNA. Lineage: Eukaryota; Bacillariophyta; Bacillariophyceae; Naviculales; Naviculaceae. The record is from the annotation of a GenBank genome assembly.
GUCCUGGUCAGCCUUCUUCUUUCAUCCCUGAAUGGUUUGAAUUGAAUGAUUCGAUUGAUUCAACUCGGAUCCAAGGGGUAUGGAACUUUAAGUCUUUACUUUCCGUACAGUUCUGGUACGGUACAGCUUACAGCUUACUGUACCAACUACCAACGUACCAACAAGGGAGAUGAUGAGGGAUGAGUGUUUGCCCAGACAUUACCAUAACAUCCCACAAUCAUUCGAUUCGAUUGGCACAUUGGCACGGUCGCAAUGAAGGUCCGCAUGAGAUCUCGAGAAAAGGAUCUCGAGAAAAGGACAUGUUGGCACAGGUCCAAUGCACCCAUCAGUCACGAAGUAGUUAAAGAGAUGGUAGCUUUGGGUUCACUACGCUGGAUCCUUCUGAAUUCCUGGCUGAAUAGAAACUUGAGAGUUUGGGGAGGGUUGCUUGUUGUUUUUGCUCAUAAAGAACGAUACCAAGAAAGCAAAACUGAUACUGAAUACAACGACCCUGAUACCACACUACCGUAAUUAACAAUGUUGCUUAGGUUGAUCAUUGUUGUUUCUCUUGCGGUUGUGUCCGCCGUUGAGCCCCGCCACCCAACCACUCUCCAGGAUGCCCUUGAGAUGAUUGUGGACCUCCAGGACACAGUAACCCGUCUGCAGCAAAAGAUGAAAAUGAGAGAAAAUAGCAUUGGUGAGCAGAUUUUUCGACUCACCAAGAAGAUGGAAGACAUGGAAACCAUUGUCAAGUUCAACACCGCCGAUCUCAAUGGCCACGCAGAGAAACUGGAUACGGUAGAAGCCACCGUCGCUGACCUUCAAGAACACAGAAAAUUGGGAACCCAUGGGCAUCGUGAGCUGGCUUCCACCUUGGAAGAAGUCAUUGCCAAGACAGCUUGUAUUUCUGACACUAGUGAUGAAACCAAGCUCUGGCUGGAUCCAAACUGUAUUAGCAAUCUUGAGACAAAAGAAUAUCCCUGCUUUGACAACCAAGCCAGUGUGGAAGCAGCUUUGGGGGAUGUCACUGAGAAUGAGCAAAUCUACGGGCCUAUCUAUUACUGGUGCUUUGAACCCAUGUCCUUUUCCGACCUUAUUAGCACUUCCAGGGAUGCAUCGCAUGCUUCUUUUAAUGAGGACAUUGGAGGUUGGGACGUCAGUUUGGUGACUAACAUGAACAACAUGCUGUACGGUGCUUCUGUAUUCAACCAAGACAUCUCUAAUUGGAAUGUGAGCCAAGUGACGAACUUCAAUUACAUGUUCUAUGCUGCUUCAAGCUUCAAUUCGGAUGUUUCAAACUGGGAUGUCAGCGGUGCUUCCUUUGCAUCCCAUAUGUUCAAGGAAUCAGCAUUCAAUACCGACCUUUGUUCCUGGCAGUCAAAACUUGACAUUGACUGCACCGUGUCUGAAAUGUUUCAAAAUACAGAAUGUGAAAUGAAUGGUACCCCAGGUCAAAUGAACGAUUACUGGAGUGACUUCUGCCAUCCCUGCAUCAUCCCAUCAGAUUCACCCUCUUCAAAUCCUUCAGACCAAGAUGCUGCUGAGUUUGCUGUGGACAAUGUCGCUGCUGCAGAAGAAGCUUAUGGGCCAAUCUAUAGUUGGUGCUUUGAAGCGAUGUCAUUUUAUCAGCUGCUCAGCUCAGAAAGAAAUUCAAACAUGGCUUCUUUUAACGAGGACAUCGGAGGUUGGGAUAUCAGCAAGGUUACCAACUUAAACAAUGUGCUUCGCGGUGCAUCCAGUUUUGAUCAAGACAUUUCCAACUGGGAUACUAGCCGAGUGCUAAGCCUUGGAGGUACUUUCCGAGAUGCUACUGUGUUCAACCAAGAUAUCUCAAUGUGGGAUGUGAGCCAAGUGACUGCAAUGUGGGCCGCGUUCCGGGGUGCCUCUGCCAUGAAUAGUACAAUCUCUACCUGGGAUGUCAGUUCAGUAACCAGCCUGAACAACAUGUUUUAUGCAGCUUCAUCAUACAACCAAGACAUCUCUAAUUGGAAUCUGAGCCAAGUGACAACAAUGUCGGGUAUGUUUCAGGGCGCUUCUUCUUUCAACCAAGAUGUUAGUGGAUGGGAUGUAAGCUCAGUCGAAAACAGCAGCAAAAUGUUCCGGUCUUCAGGCUUUAACCAAGAUAUCUCUGGAUGGCACUUGGGUUCUUUGACCAACGGAAACACAAUGUUUUACGACGCAUCCCAAUUUAACCAGGAUUUGUGUGAUUGGGGCUCCAAUCUCUUAGAUAGCCUUGCUGACAGUGUGGCUAACAUGUUCCACUCCACAGCUUGUCCCAGCGCAGAUACUGCACCUACUCUUGUUAGUGGAGAUUGGCAAAAUCUUUGCUACUCUUGUAAUUCCAUCAGCUAA